Athalia rosae (coleseed sawfly) is the source of this 986-nucleotide messenger RNA. RefSeq names its product eukaryotic translation initiation factor 3 subunit F (gene eIF3f1). NCBI's taxonomy places the organism in Eukaryota, Metazoa, Arthropoda, Insecta, Hymenoptera, Athaliidae. Gene Ontology annotation, biological process: translational initiation. The record is from RefSeq and is a predicted model, not a curated record. Bases 52 to 903 code for a protein of 283 amino acids. The transcript has 5 exons. Gene Ontology annotation, molecular function: metallopeptidase activity; translation initiation factor activity; translation initiation factor binding. Gene Ontology annotation, cellular component: eukaryotic translation initiation factor 3 complex, eIF3m.
UUCUCAAUUUCUAGUUUUCAUUGACUCCUUCAUUUCUUUAAUACACCGAAAAUGGCGCUUAACCUUAUUGUUAAGGUGCAUCCAGUGGUUUUAUUUCAAAUAGUCGAUGCAUAUGAGCGACGUAAUGCCGACUCACACCGUGUCAUUGGAACUUUACUCGGUACUGUAGAAAAGGGGAUCGUCGAAGUCACAAACUGCUUCUGUGUUCCCCACAAAGAAUAUGCCGAUCAGGUCGAAGCUGAACUCAACUAUGCCAUGGACCUGUACGAUCUAAACCAUAGAGUUAAUGCCCAAGAAAGUAUUGUAGGAUGGUGGGCCACUGGGAAAGAGGUUACCAACCACUCCUCUGUCAUUCACGAGUACUAUGCACGUGAAUGCAACAACCCGGUCCAUCUUACUCUAGACACAACGAUGGCAAAUACUACAAGAAUGGGUAUAAAAGCAUAUGUCUGCGUCCAACUGGGUGUACCGAAUGGCAAACAAGGGUGCAUGUUCACUCCCGUCAGAGUCCAGGUUAUUUCUUAUGAACCUGAAAUCGUCGGAUUACAACUGUGUGCUAAAACCCAAGGGCAAUCAUAUAGCCAAUCUAUUUCCAAACAAGGCGGAGUUGAGCCAAUGUUGGAUCUGGCACAGAUAGCGGAAGCUAGCACAAAGUUAUCUACGUUGGUAGACCAAGUCCUGAGCUACGUAGAUAAUGUGCUAGCUGGUAAACAAGUCCCUGAUAAUCAGGUCGGCCGAGCCCUUUUGGACAUGGUUCAUUCGGUGCCUAAAAUGUCCGCCGAUCAGUUCGACCAAAUGUUCAAUAGUAAUGUUAAGGAUCUACUGAUGGUCGUCGCUUUGUCACAGCUGAUCAAAACUCAGCUGCAAUUAAACGAGAAACUGACCCUCUUGACCACCUUGUGAAACAACCAAUAACCAGACAUUGGAAAGUACAUCAAUUAAAGCUAUGAAUGAUAUGUGGCGUGAAUAAACAUUCAUAAACAAUU